UGAUUCCUUCACACAAGUUUGAAGGUUUCUUUUUUUCUUCUUCCUCUAAUUCUUCAUACCCCUUCCUAAAAAAAAAAUGGCGGACGAGGUUUACGACGGUGCCGUCGGCAUCGAUCUGGGUACCACCUACUCUUGCGUUGCCACCUACGAGGGUAACAAUGUCGAGAUCAUUGCCAACGAGCAGGGUUCCUUCACCACCCCCUCCUUCGUUUCCUUCACGGACAAGGAGCGUCUCAUUGGUGAGGCCGCCAAGAACAACGCCGCCAUGAACCCCAGAAACACCGUCUUCGAUGCCAAGCGUCUGAUCGGCCGCCGCUUCGACGACCCCACCGUCAAGAAGGACAUCGAGUCCUGGCCCUUCAAGGUCGUUGACGACAACGGCACCCCCAAGAUCGAGGUCGAGUACCUCGGCGAGAAGAAGACCUUCUCUGCCCAGGAGAUCUCCUCCAUGGUCCUCCUCAAGAUGAAGGAGAUUGCCGAGACCAAGCUUGGCAAGAAGGUUGAGAAGGCUGUCAUCACCGUCCCUGCCUACUUCAACGACAACCAGCGUCAGGCUACCAAGGAUGCUGGUGCCAUUGCUGGCCUCAACGUCCUCCGUAUCAUCAACGAGCCUACUGCUGCCGCCAUCGCCUACGGUCUUGGUGCUGGUAAGACUGACAAGGAGCGCAACGUCCUGAUCUACGAUCUGGGUGGUGGUACCUUCGAUGUCUCCCUCCUGAACAUCCUGGACUUCGACACCAACCUGCUCGACCACUGCAAGAAGGAGUUCACCCGCAAGACCAAGAAGGACCCCAGCAACGACCCCCGUGCUCUGCGAAGACUCCGCACUGCUUGCGAGCGUGCCAAGCGUACCCUCUCCAGCGGUGCCCAGGCCACCAUUGAGAUUGACUCUCUCUUCGAGGGUGAGGACUUCACCAUGACCAUCACCCGUGCUCGUUUCGAGGAGCUCAACGCCAAGGCCUUCGCCGGCACCCUUGAGCCUGUUGCCCAGGUCCUCAAGGACGCCGCCAUCGAGAAGAGCGCCGUUGACGAGAUUGUCCUCGUCGGUGGUUCCACCCGUAUCCCCAAGAUCCAGAAGCUUCUGUCCGAGUUCUUCGACGGCAAGAAGCUCGAGAAGAGCAUCAACCCCGAUGAGGCUGUCGCCUACGGUGCUGCCGUUCAGGCCGGUAUCCUCUCCGGAAAGGCCACCUCCGCCGAGACUGCCGACCUCCUGCUUCUUGACGUUGUUCCCCUGUCCCUUGGUGUCGCCAUGGAGGGUAACAUCUUCGCCCCCGUCGUCCCCCGUGGCCAGACCGUCCCCACCAUCCGCAAGAGGACCUUCACCACUGUUGCCGACAACCAGCAGACCGUUCAGUUCCCCGUUUACCAGGGUGAGCGUGUCAACUGCGAGGACAACACCUCUCUGGGUGAGUUCACUCUUGCUCCCAUCCCUCCCAUGAGGGCUGGUGAGGCCGUCCUCGAGGUCGUCUUCGAGGUCGACGUCAACGGUAUCCUCAAGGUCACCGCCACCGAGAAGUCCUCUGGCCGCAGUGCCAACAUCACCAUCUCCAACUCUGUCGGCAAGCUCUCCACCGGCGAGAUUGAGAAGAUGAUCAGCGAUGCCGAGGCCUUCAAGAGCAAUGAUGAGGCUUUCAGCAAGCGAUUCGAGGCCAAGCAGCAGCUCGAGUCCUACAUCGGCCGUGUUGAGGAGAUCGUCUCCGACCCCACUCUCUCCCUCAAGCUCAAGCGUGGCCAGAAGGAGAAGAUUGAGCAGACCAUCAGCGAUGCCAUGGGUGCUCUUGAGCUCCAGGACAGCACCGCUGAGGACCUGAAGAAGCAGGAGCUCGCCCUCAAGCGUCUCGUCACCAAGGCCAUGUCCUCCCGAUAA
This is a messenger RNA of Trichoderma citrinoviride, 1867 nucleotides long. Its product is annotated as hsp70 family protein. NCBI's taxonomy places the organism in Eukaryota, Fungi, Ascomycota, Sordariomycetes, Hypocreales, Hypocreaceae. Gene Ontology annotation, biological process: vesicle-mediated transport; cellular response to unfolded protein; protein refolding. Gene Ontology annotation, molecular function: misfolded protein binding; ATP binding; ATP hydrolysis activity. The transcript is spliced from 5 exons. Bases 77 to 1867 code for a protein of 596 amino acids. Gene Ontology annotation, cellular component: cytosol; cytoplasm; nucleus. The record is from RefSeq and is a predicted model, not a curated record.